This is a messenger RNA of Paraglomus brasilianum, 609 nucleotides long. The record is from the annotation of a GenBank genome assembly. Lineage: Eukaryota; Fungi; Glomeromycota; Glomeromycetes; Paraglomerales; Paraglomeraceae.
AUGAACAACGAUUCUGUCAGAUAUUAUAAUAACGUUCAAUCAUCUUACCCGGAGGACUUCUUUGAUGACACCCAUCCUCCAAUUCAAACGCCCAUUAAUUUGCUCGCCCCAAUUCAUACUGAAGAUUUUCAUCCCCCUGUUACCCCCGAUAAUGUCGGUAUAACGAUGAAUACUAUGGACUACAGAAAUACAGGCGAUCAUACCUCAUAUCAAGGUGAUUGUUCAGUUUCUGGUCCGGAUAACGUUGACACGAUGGAUGGGCAGUUGAAUACACCCUGCCCACCGGCCUGUUAUGAUCAAGUCGAAACACACACAAACAGUUCCUGUCCGUUCCCAAUAUCUUUUCAGACAUUCCGUGGCUCCUCCGUCCCCUAUCCUGGUACGACGAAUUUUCAACAUCACGGCAUGAUUAAUAAUACAUCCAUUUCGUAUGUUCUUACACAAAUGCCUCCGCAAACGCCUCCGCAAACGUCAUUUUCAUCGAACAAUUCUAACGUAAUGAACGAGCCCACACACCCCGGAUAUGCUGUUACGAAAGUGGAAUAUACUCAAUUAGGCAGGAUAUCAACUGCUGACAUUGACAAAAUACUGGCUAUAAUUCGAGAGUGA